AUGCAAGCGACGUCUCAGCCGAUCCACGCAAAGCGCAUGUGUGGAAAUGUUCUAGUCAGCUGUGGAACUCGCUUUCAAAGUGGCAUAUCUGGAGUGUCACCAAUCUCGGGGGCGCAGGAAACGACCGAAGUCAUCACUUCACCCUCCAUCUCACCUACCUCAACGAACAGCACCAGUACGGGUUAUCAGCCACCACUACCACCACCAUCUAGUGAUGGCCAGUCAUCCCCGCUACCGGCAUCAUCUAGUGCUUCCCAGUCGCCUCCGUUGUCAGCCCCUAGCGCUACGAGUGCAGCCCCCGCACCUUCGCAUAGGUCCCGUCUGCCGACCCCGGCUCUCGUGGGUGCCAUUCUGGCCGCUGUGCUUGCCUCUGCCAUCACUGCAGCUCUGGUCCGCCGCUGGGUACGAUAUCGACGUGCUCGUGCACAUGCGCUGCUCCCGACGCAGUUUAUGGAGCCCGAUGGAAUGGCUACUACCGAACACACCACCGACUCCGCAAUCGGUCAGCCUACGUGUCUCUUCCAAAGGUCUCACGCAGAGGAGGUCGUCUCACUUGCAAAGGGCUCCUCACGCACCGAAUCUCUCGGGUCCGAGCCCGGGAGCUCGCGCGGGGCGACCAUAUUCGAGCGUCCACCUUCGUCCCGGCCUCCCACCCCCGAUCCCCACGUGGGUCGCAAAGACCACGACACUCUAAGAGAUGAGACCACAAAUCCACCCCCUUCGCCGCGAGUCCCCGUGCCCGUAUCGCCCCCUAUGGAGGACAUUUCCGCCCUGGCAAGACGCGAGGCAUCCGAGUCCGAGGCUGCGCCUGAGCUGGUGGCUGCGGGCGCACAAGGCGAAAGACUUCUGCAUCUCGCGCUUCCGUGGAUCUUUGGACAGCGUGUUCUGGCUAUGAUGGCAGGCGAAGAUGCGCGCUCCGUGGAUAGCGAUGACUCGGACCCGCUGCCUGCGUACGCGCCGCGCGGAUAG
Trametes versicolor FP-101664 SS1 is the source of this 969-nucleotide messenger RNA. RefSeq lists its product as uncharacterized. The record is from RefSeq and is a predicted model, not a curated record. Lineage: Eukaryota; Fungi; Basidiomycota; Agaricomycetes; Polyporales; Polyporaceae. The transcript has a single exon. The coding region runs from base 1 to 969 and encodes 322 amino acids.